Messenger RNA from Wyeomyia smithii (pitcher-plant mosquito), 1285 nucleotides. RefSeq names its product protein grindelwald (gene grnd). The coding region runs from base 540 to 1265 and encodes 241 amino acids. The record is from RefSeq and is a predicted model, not a curated record. The transcript is spliced from 2 exons. Lineage: Eukaryota; Metazoa; Arthropoda; Insecta; Diptera; Culicidae.
CUUGGCUCAGGUGUAUGUUAGCUUUGGUCCAGCGCAGUUAAACCGGAGUGGACGUUUCAAUUCUGGUCGGAGAUUUUCAUUUGAUUUUAUGCUGCUAAUAGCUGUGGAUCAGUUUUGGAAAGUGCAGUUUUUGAGCAUUGGAAAUAAAAUAACUUCAACUAGAGUGUGACUGCGAACACGUUAAACAUACAGCAAUUGUUGACAAAGAUAAUACGCCAAAUAAUUUAAAACCCGUAGCGUUUUUUCAUCCGAUAAAAAAAGUGUGAUCAGUGAUGAGUCAUUAUUUGUAUUCCAGAAUUCUCUAAAAAUUUGAAAAGUGCAAAUUAAAUGUGCUAUGCGAAUUUCGUAGUGCAGUUAAAUCUAAUGACGAAGUACGUAGAAAACCAGUUUUAGAACGUGUUGUAUCUUUGAAGGAAACAAUCAAGUUUUGAACGGUAGAUCGUGCCCAUUCGCCAGUCUUUCCAGGCUGAAGACAACCGAACCGUGGUGUCGUCAUCGUUCGUGGAUGUGUGUAUAUUUUGCAUUGAAAAAGUCGCAAAAUGUUAUCACGGAAUUUCUUUUGCGCCAUCUUGGCUCUGAUGAUCGUCGUGCCGGGGGUGUUGAUGGAUGCAGCCACCUCCUCGGAUUCCGAAUCCGAAGAAUCGUGCCUCGAUAACAAAGCCUGCCCGGAGGAUGAGUACUGCGACAAGCACAGCUUUUCGUGCUCUCGGUGCAGUGAGAUUUGUUCCCGGCUUGAAACCCGCGUGGACUGCAAUAAGAAGUGCAAAGAUUACCUAAUCCUGCAAAGGAUCGCCACACUGGAGAAUAACCUGUACACCACCAUCGUCAUAUUUGCCAUCAUUCUUCUGAUGUUAGCUAUCCUGGUGGCGGUGAUCAUCGUGAGAUGGUGCAGAAAACAUGGAAACCUGCCGUGCGCCAUCGUAAAACGUUUAAUCGGAACCGACGAAAAGAACAAUCCUCCGGUGAUGGAAUAUACUCACGAAAACCCGCACACUAAGAGCCCGAAGUUGAGUACGCGCAAUUCAACCAACAAUAACAGCCCGCUUCCAAUUCCUCCGGCAGUGGCCACCAUAGGACCCCCAAGCAUCUAUUCGGAAGGGGCAGGAUCCGUGCAGACAGUCACAACGCCAAUCAGUCGCGGUUAUCCGGCAGAAUAUUGGCGGGAUAAUCAUGCCUACGAUAAUGGGGGACUAGCCAUCACACCAACGACGGAGAACACCUACGAAUACGUUGAGGCGAAACUCAAUCAGCGGCGAUAUCAGUGAACAAUCAAUACUUCAAUCAG